CUGGACCCCUUGGCUUUUGUCAUUCAGUGACGCUGCUGUUGCUGCUGCAAGCAGGGCCUGUCUCUCUUCCUUCUCCUAGCCUUCAGACUGGAUAGUGCUGCCUGGGUCUCCAUCCCUCCUGGCUCAGCACACCAUCUUCAGGGGCCUGGGUCAUGGCUCUGUCCUUCAGCUGUAUGCUUGCCAUCUCAGGCAUUUUCAUUGGAUCAUGCCUCUCAGAUUCUCCAACCAAAGUGCGGCUAGUGGGAGGCGCCCACCGCUGUGAAGGGCGAGUGGAGGUGGAACGCAGAGGCCUGUGGGGGACUGUGUGUGACGAUGGCUGGGACUUGAAGGACGUGGCUGUGGUGUGCCGGGAGCUGAACUGUGGAGCAGCCAAAAGAACCCCAAGUGGUGUGUCCUAUCAGCCGCCAGCACCAAAAGAGCAAAAAGUUCUUAUUCAAGGAGUUGACUGCAGUGGGACGGAGGACACGUUGGCCCAGUGUAACCAAGACGAUGAUGUUUUCAAUUGCCCGCAUGCAGAAGACGCUGGGGCAGGAUGUGAGAACCCAGACAGCGAUGGCCCCUUCAUCCCAGAGAAUGUGCGACUCGCAGGCCCGGGGCGCUGCCAGGGCCGAGUGGAGGUGCUGCAGCAGGGCCAGUGGGGCACUGUGUGCAGAGCAGGCUGGGACUUGAAGGCAGCCAGGGUGGUCUGCAGGCAGCUGGGGUGCGGGCGGGCGCUCCUGGCCCACAGGUGCUGCAACAAGGCUAUGCAGGGCAAAGGACCCAUCUGGAGGGGCAAGAUGUCAUGUUCUGGACAAGAAGUGAACCUCCGGGACUGCCCUUUCAGUCCGCUGGAGAACGAAUGUACCCAUGAUGAGGACACAUGGAUGGAAUGUGAAGACCCCUUCAAGCUGAGGCUGGUGGGAGGAGACAAGCCUUGCUCAGGGAGGCUGGAGGUGCUUCACAAGGGCACGUGGGGCUCUGUCUGUGAUGAUGGCUGGGGAGAAAAGGAGGACCAAGUGGUGUGCAGGCAGCUGGGCUGUGGGAAGUCCCUCCUUCCACCCUACAAACCCAGGAAGAGCUAUGGACCUGGGGCAGGCCGCAUCUGGCUGGAUGACAUCAAUUGCUCGGGGGAGGAGACGUCUCUGGAGUUCUGCCAGCACAGGCUGUGGGGGUACCACGACUGUACCCACAAGGAAGAUGUGGCGGUGAUGUGUUCAGGCCCUAAGUGUCCGUGUGGACUUCAGCCACCUCUCCCUCAACCUUUCAGGAGUCUGAACAUCGUGCUCAUGUCUUGAUCUCCGGGUAUCCAACCCUAUAAUAACCUCAAGAUUCGAGCUGCUGAGCUGGCUUGCUGAUGACGUGUUUCCACAGCUCUGUGGUUGUGUUCACCCCUCGAAAUCCCUCUCAGCCUUUACAAACUGCCCCCGGUGCACCUGCAACUCUUGGGGCUGCCAGUGUGUCCUGCCUGUCUGGAAGCAACAUUGAGGAUGUGAAAGCACAACGGAGCUCUUGAAAGGGAAUGUGGGUAGACAGUAUUUUGGAGGUGGGGAGGAAAAUAGAUUUUUAAAAUGCUUGCAAAACUUUACAAGCUCAGUAAUCAUGGCAUUAGCAUGUCACUGUGCUCUCAGAGGAAGCAGCAUGGUGGUUCCCGUAGCCCUGGGCUGUUACAUGUUGCGUUCUAGAUGUCUACUCAAAACUCUUUGUCCCAAGUUUGGUUCUAAUGCAACAGAAUUCCGAGGUGGAGCCUUUGGGACCUAAUGACAUCACAUGGUUUGGCCCCUCAGCCCUCACGAGUGGUUGCUCUCUGGUGAACCCACUGGGAGAUGGCAGAAACUUCAGGAGCGAGGACCGGGUUCGAAGAAGAAGGUCAUUGGGUGUGCCUUGGGAAGGGAACAUUUUGUCCCAAGCUUGACCCCUCCCUCUAUUGACGGGUUGAUUCCAUGUCUUAGCUACUGCAAAUUAGGCUGCAAUAAACACAAGUGUGCUGCUA
This is a messenger RNA of Meriones unguiculatus (Mongolian gerbil), 1969 nucleotides long. It is a transcript of the gene Cd5l, whose product is annotated as CD5 molecule like. Gene Ontology annotation, cellular component: membrane. The coding region runs from base 153 to 1274 and encodes 373 amino acids. Lineage: Eukaryota; Metazoa; Chordata; Mammalia; Rodentia; Muridae. The record is from RefSeq and is a predicted model, not a curated record. The transcript has 6 exons.